Molecule: messenger RNA, 1060 nt
Organism: Balaenoptera ricei (Rice's whale)
Lineage: Eukaryota; Metazoa; Chordata; Mammalia; Artiodactyla; Balaenopteridae
Gene: NME4
Product: NME/NM23 nucleoside diphosphate kinase 4
Exons: 5
Coding region: 183-746 (187 amino acids)
Biological process (GO): UTP biosynthetic process; GTP biosynthetic process; CTP biosynthetic process
Molecular function (GO): nucleoside diphosphate kinase activity
Source: RefSeq, a predicted model, not a curated record
UUCUCCCUCUGCCCCUCCACCUCCCUCCCCUUCCCUCCCUCCCUCUUCCCUCUGUCCCUCCAACCCUUCCCCAGGUUCCUUUUCUCCCUCCACCCUCCUCCCUCCCUCUUCCCUCCGCCCCUCCCCCUCCAUCCCCGGGCCUCUCUCUUACGCUCUCAGACGGCACUCGCGGGCAGGGAGUCAUGCGCGGUCUCUCCGGGCGCGCGGCGCUGCGGGGGCUGAUGUGCCGCACGCGGGCCCCGGUCGCAAGCCUGCUUGCGCGCUCCAGCUCUGGAGGACCCUCCUGGACCCUGGAGCGGACGCUGGUUGCGGUGAAGCCAGACGGGGUGCAGCGGAGGCUUGUUGGGGAUGUGAUCCAGCGCUUUGAGAGGAGGGGCUUCAAGCUGGUGGGGAUGAAGAUGCUGCAGGCACCAGAGAGCAUCCUUGCUGAGCACUACCACGACCUGCAGAGGAAGCCCUUCUACCCAGCCCUCAUCAGCUACAUGAGCUCCGGCCCGGUGGUGGCCAUGGUCUGGGAAGGCCCCAAUGUGGUCUGCACCUCGAGGGCCAUGAUAGGACACACCAACUCGGCUGAGGCCGCCCCUGGCACCAUCCGGGGAGACUUAAGCAUCCACAUCAGCAGGAACGUCAUCCACGCCAGCGACUCCGUGGAGGGGGCCCAGAGGGAGAUCCAGCUGUGGUUCCAGAGCAGUGAGCUGGUGGACUGGGCAGACGAAGGCCACCACAGCAGCAUCUAUCCAGCCUGAGCACACAGGGUGCCCUCGGUCACCCCAGCAUCCACCCAGGACCAACUACCUCUGUCGACAAGACCUUGAGCCCACACCCAUGCUCUGCCCAUCUGUCCCAGACCCACCCGCCUGUCCACCUGCUGCGCCAACCCCAGCCCAGAGGGGUUGAGCCACCAACUUUAUGUGCCUUUUAGUAUUAUCCGAAGCAAGCAAGAGAUUGGACAAAAUCCUUUCUGUACCAAAGUGCCAGACAAGCUUUGGGGUGCCUCCAAAAGCUGGUAGUGUGACCUCCCUUCCCCCAAAGUGGGAACAUUAAAAUUCACUGUGCUGUG